This is a messenger RNA of Jaculus jaculus (lesser Egyptian jerboa), 1512 nucleotides long. RefSeq names its product transmembrane serine protease 11F. The transcript has 11 exons. Gene Ontology annotation, molecular function: serine-type endopeptidase activity. The record is from RefSeq and is a predicted model, not a curated record. Gene Ontology annotation, biological process: proteolysis. Bases 1 to 1512 code for a protein of 503 amino acids. Lineage: Eukaryota; Metazoa; Chordata; Mammalia; Rodentia; Dipodidae.
AUGUACGCCUGUGAGCCCAGCACCGGGAAGGCAGAGCCAGGGGCUCAGGGCCUGCUGUUAGCCGACCUGGCGGAGUCAGCGAAUUCUUGGUUCCGUAGUAAAACUUUUAUACCUUACGAUCAAAGUUUCACAUUACCAGUGUGCCGCAUGAAAUGCAGAGCAAAUGUCCCUUUAGAACUCGUACUGCACUUUGCUAUUGGACAAGGACCAGUUGAAUUUUCAGAAAUUGAGUACCCACGCAUCGAAUAUCAAAGAAGACAGCAAUUUUGGGACCCUGUCCGGUUGGCUCUUUUCACGUUGGCUAUAGUAGCAAUCAUAGGAAUUGCCAUUGGCAUUGUCACUCAUUUCGUCGUCGAGGAUGACAAAUCAUUCUAUUACCUUGCUUCUUUUAAAGUCACAAACAUCAAAUACAAGCAAAAUUAUGGCAUAAGAUCAUCCAGAGAGUUUACAGAAAGGAGCCAUCAGAUUGAGAGAAUGAUGUCUAGGAUUUUUCGCCGUUCUUCUGGAGGGGGGCGAUUUAUCAAAUCUCAUGUUAUCAAGAUAAGUCCAGAUGAGCAAGGUGUGAACGUCCUCAUGGUGCUCAUGUUCCGAUCGCCUUCCACGGACAGAACCGAGCGCCUCAGGAAAAGGAUCGAAAGAACUUUGUAUCAGACCCUGAAGAUUAAGCAGAUGCCUUUGACUAUAAGCAAACCAUCAUUUAGCCUCACACCAAUUGACAGCAAAAAGAUGAGAAAUCUCCUCAAUAGUCGCUGUGGGAUAAGGGUGACAUCUUCCAACAUGCCAUUGCCAGCAUCCUCCUCUACUGAAAGGAUUGUGCAAGGAAGGGAGACGGCUAUGGAAGGGGAGUGGCCGUGGCAAGCCAGCCUGCAGCUCAUAGGGGCUGGCCACCAGUGCGGAGCCACCCUCAUCAGCAACACGUGGCUGCUCACUGCGGCUCACUGCUUCAGGAAGAAUAAAGACCCAAGUCAAUGGAUUGCUACUUUUGGGACAACUAUAACACCACCUGCAGUGAAAAGAAACUUGGGGAAAAUCAUCGUCCAUGAAGAUUACCACCGAGAGACCAAUGAGAAUGACAUAGCUGUGGCCCAGCUCACUGCCCGAGUAGAGUUUUCAAAUAUAGUCCAGAGGGUCUGCCUUCCAGACUCCUCCAUGAAGCUGCCACCGCAAACAAGUGUCUUUGUCACAGGGUUUGGAUCAAUUGUGGAUGAUGGGCCCACACAGAACAAGCUCCGGCAAGCCAGAGUGGAGACCAUUGGCACUGAUGUGUGCAACAGAAAGGACGUGUACGACGGCCUGAUUACCCCAGGGAUGCUGUGCGCAGGAUUCAUGGAAGGAAAAGUAGAUGCGUGUAAGGGCGAUUCUGGAGGACCUCUGGUUUAUGACAAUCGGGACAUCUGGUACAUUGUGGGUAUAGUAAGUUGGGGACAGUCAUGUGCUCUUCCAAAAAAACCUGGGGUCUACACAAGAGUGACUAAAUACAGAGACUGGAUUGCCUCCAAGACUGGCAUCUAA